This is a messenger RNA of Haliotis rufescens (red abalone), 5700 nucleotides long. RefSeq names its product glycine cleavage system H protein-like. Bases 9 to 506 code for a protein of 165 amino acids. The transcript is spliced from 6 exons. Gene Ontology annotation, cellular component: mitochondrion; cytoplasm; glycine cleavage complex. Lineage: Eukaryota; Metazoa; Mollusca; Gastropoda; Lepetellida; Haliotidae. Gene Ontology annotation, biological process: glycine decarboxylation via glycine cleavage system; protein lipoylation. The record is from RefSeq and is a predicted model, not a curated record.
AUAUCAAAAUGGCCGCCUGUGUGUUGAAGAGACUGACCUCGCUGGGUUCUCGGGGAGUUUUGGUUGCCUUCCGAGGGGUAUCUCCAAUCAACAUUCAUGUCAGGUGUUUUUCUGCAUCGGCGAAGUUACUGGCUGAUCGCUAUUACACAGACAGACAUGAAUGGGUUGAAGUGGAGAAGAACAUAGGCACAGUAGGAAUCUCAAACUAUGCUCAGGAAUUAUUGGGGGAGGUGGUGUACGUGCAGUUACCCGAGAUCGGUCAAGAGUUUACCAAGGAUGAUGAAAGUGGCAGUCUGGAGAGUGUGAAGGCAGCCAGCGAGGUGUUCAGCCCGGUGACCGGCAAAGUGACGGCUGUCAAUCAUCUGGUUGAAGACAAGCCCCGUCUCAUCAAUGACUCCCCAUAUGAUAAGGGCUGGCUGUACAAGAUGGAGCUGACAGACCCCGAUGAAUUCAAGGCCAUGAUGGAUGAGGCAGCAUACAAGAAGUUCACGGAGUCUUCCAACUAAGGGUUUGUAGAUUGGUGUGGCACACAGACCGGUGAACUUUCCUGUCAAGAGGGUUCCUUGCUUAACGAAUGCAUUGUGUUAUCAACUUCUAUUAAUGUGAUUGUGUAAUGGAAUCAAAAAUAGAACCACAAGGCUCUGUAGUUCAUCUGCUUUUUUGUCAAAUAUUUGCAGCAUCAGAUUAUGAAGAGGUAAUAAGACGUUAAACAAGGAUGUGCAGUAAUAAGGGACGCAAGUUUCUACAUAAAGACAGGACAGAUAUUUCAUUAUGAUACAUGCUGUAUACAUUAUAUGAGAGAUUUUUGUAUCGGAGGUACACAUAAUUAUGUUAUAUUAUUAUAUUGAUAUGACCCUUUCUUAAUCAAAAAUACAUGUAUUAAGGAGAUAUACAUUCAAUGUAGAGCUAGGUUUCCUGUAGAUUUAACCACACUAAAUUUAAUUUGGAAUUUGAAAGCAUGUAGCACAGCAACUUUGUAUGCUCACAUGAGGUGGGCACCCCGAAAGAAAACUAAGUAAGCCUUGCAAACGUUUCAAUCUACACUGCAUGUUGCCAUUAUGAUGUCAUAUCGUUCAUUGUGAUGCAAUAUAUAUGACGUCACUGUCACAUAUGGAAAAGAGCCAAAUUGCAAGCUCUGUGUUGUCUUCAAAACUUGAAAUACAUUCACUUUGAAGAUUUCUGUCGUGUUUUCUGCACGAAAUGUAUUUCCUAACAUCCUUUGAAUAUUGUAGAAACCGCAACUUUGCCUUUUUGUAGCCUAUGAUUGUACAUAUAAUUAUUUAUAUGUGUCUACCGACAAUGACUGUAAAAUAAGUAUUAUUCUAACAUCAGCUUCUGUGGUGAUGCUGCUGUCAAAUCGGCUGUUUCAAUCAGAGGAGGUUUAUUGUGAUUUGAUACCUCAGAUUGACCAAUAAAAAUCGAGUAUUUUCCAAAUUUCUUAGUAGAAUUGUGUAUAGUAUUUCAAAACUUUAAUUACAACGACAUGAACAUUGUUGUGUCUUGGUCAAAAAAAUAAUAAUGAACAUAGUACAUGUACAAAGACAAAAUACUAAGUGAUUUUCUUUUUUACAAAAGUGUCGUUUUAUGUUUUCUUGGCACAUGAUCUCCUUUUAUCAUUCAUUGGUGAUAUAACAUGUUAGAACUGUUGUUGUUUGCCGCCACAGUAGCCCAUCCCCGGUGAGAGAACAUCAGGAUUGACUUUACUUUGCUCAAUUAACCAUUAGCACUUGUAAAAGCUUGUUUCUUUUGAAAUAUAUGUCAUGGAGAACCUAAUUUGUUAACAAAUAUUUUUUGAUCAUUUUCUAUUCCAUUGGUGAAGAUAAAGCACUGUUUAUGCUCUAAAGCCUUGUGCUAAAUGUUUUGAAUGUUUCUUAUUAGAAUAUUAUGUAAUAUUAUUUUGGUGGAAAAAAAACAGAGUUAAAGGAUAAAUUUUGUGGUUUAUGCUGACAGCCUGAAAUGUUUAUAUACGUCAGAUAUAUUUUUCCAGAAUUUAAUUGCCCAUAAUUAAGGGUGCAUAUAAUAACACACGAGUGCGUAUUAUAUGCAAAUAAAUAAGUCUUGUGUACGUUGAUCAAUCCGAAGGGGUGCUAAUUGGGAUUGUUCACUAGCCAAUAUAUUAGCAAAUAUUGCUGUGGGCGCUUAUUAGAGCGGGGCGCUUAUUAUGUCGAAUACGGUAUAUUUACUUGUCCUAAUUUCAUUGAUUUCCUUAAUGCCCUGCCAUUUGACAAUGAGAAUGUUUCAGUAUCAGCACAACCAUUGUCUGUUCUGCCUGGACACUGACACGAGCACUACAUCCAGACCGACCCCUCUGCAUACAUUGUAUAACAAGAGCAUCAAAACCUGUUCCAUAUUCAUAAGAAAUCUCUGCUAAACACAUCUUCCAUUAUACAAUUCCGACUAUAUCACAAUCAUGUAUUUAUGAAUCACUAUCAGACAGUGAUGAUACCAGGUGUUUGCGAAAAGGUGAAAGUAUCAAGCCCUACCAGAGGUACAUGUCACAAACACAUGCAAAGGCAAGCCAAUUGAAAGUCCUAAUCUUGAGAAUCUUGUGCUAAUAUUGGACAUACUGAAUGCCACACUAAUUUUGUUCCUUUUCCAUGAAUAAUAUUAAAUGACAUUAUGGACAUUAAUGAACGCACAAGUUGUUGAACUAAACAAAAUAUUAGCUUUGUUAUGUCAUUAUGUCAUUAUAUCUAUCCGAUGACCCCUGCCGUGCUAUUGCUGGAAUAUUGCCAAAAGGGGCUUAAGACCAUUCUCACCCACUCACUCAUAAUGUCAAACAAUACUAAGUUCUUACACCUGUUAGACACCUGUUACAGUUUUACAUUUGGUGCAUUGAACAGUCUUUUAUGAGGUUUUUGGUGUGUGUAUCAGUCCUCAAGGAUACGAUAAGCAUAAUUUAUUCUGUUUCUCUAGUUGAUUUGUUGACACUCAAGCAAAAAAUAUGGACAAGCUUUAAGUAUUCAAGGCUGAUAAAGCAAUUAAGUCUGUAGUGUAAAUUUGAUUUGCCUCAAUUUCAUAUAAAAAUAAAUAUACAUCUUGAUAUUUGUCUUCAGAUGUUUUUUGAAUGGUGUAAGAGAAACCUUGUUAAAAGCCUUUUUGUUGUAUUCACAAGUCGAGGACCUUAAGUACAAACAUUAGCAUGAUCAAGUUGAGCUUCUCUACCUCGUUGACUUUCCUGAAGUUACUUACUUGGAUGAUGGCAUGUUACUGUAAGGGUACGCUAUUUUUCAUGGCGUUAUCAUUUGCAGAAUCCCGAGGUCUUCCAUUAACUGCCUGAUGAAGGAGGGCAGUUGAUAGUAGCGAGGGCUUCUGCUUAUGAUUAUGCCCUGAAAAAUAGUGUUACCGUUGUAAUAGCUAAAAUGGAUAGAAUUUGCUAUCAAAUAAAAAUAAACAACAAUAUCGGUUUUGAAACAUUAACUGCAAUCAACACACAACAAAUGUCACUGACCCACUUUUACAAAUAUGGAAAUGUCAUAGAACAAUUUGUUUGAUAGGCAUUACUAAGAAGUUGAUGGGUGACAAGGUAGCCACAAUUUUAUGGAUAACAACUUCUUUAAUACUUUAAAAAGGGGGCACGUUUCGGUAUAGAUCAUUAUACCUUUGUCAGUCUUGGCAACAGUAUAAGGAUCUAUACUGAAACAUCAUCUGGUUUGUUCUAUGACAAGGUAGACACAAUUUUAUGGAUAACAACUUCUUUAAUACUGUAAAAAGGGGAGACGUUACGGUAUAGAUCAUUAUACCUUUGUCAGUCUUGGCAACAGUAUAAGGAUCUAUACCGAAACAUCAUCUGGUUUUUUCUAUGACAAGGUAGACACAAUUUUAUGGAUAACAACUUCUUUAAUACUGUAAAAAGGGGAGACGUUACGGUAUAGAUCAUUAUACCUUUGUCAGUCUUGGCAACAGUAUAAGGAUCUAUACCGAAACAUCAUCUGGUUUGUUCUGUGACAAGGUAGACACAAUUUUAUGGAUAACAACUUCUUUAAUACUGUAAAAAGGGGAGACGUUACCGUUGACAAUGAGGGUGGCCUGCUCAUUUCUGAUAACAUGGGCGGUAUAAUGAUAAUUCUGUCCAUUUUAGCUAUAAUGUAGCUUCAUGUACACUUAUAUCAUGUCUUGAAUGACAUUCAACAACAGGGUGUGUUAAUGGUGUAAGAUCUAUACUGGUAUGUCAGUUUUGAAGGUCCAUACAGAUUUGAAAAAAUGAAAGUAUUCCAUAUCUUGUCAUGUAUGACAUUGUUUAGUCCGCAUGUGAUGUUGGGGUGAGUAGUUAUGUUUCAUAUGGGCAGCAAUGUUUUUGUGGCAUGUGAGGCAACCUUGCCCAAUUGAAAUGAAUAAUGCUCAUUUCAGGGCCAUCAUUAUGAUCAUGGUUGAUAUAUUCAUGAAUUCUUGUUUAUUAUAACACAAUGUGGAGUGUAACAGAUGGUGGAAUUCACACAAAGUAUCAAUGGUUUGUAUUGUUAUGUAUGUGGUAUGACCAGCUUUUUGCUGAAUUGUAAUUAAAUCCUCAGGAAAAACUAAACCAAAAUAAUGCUGGCAAACAUUUGCAUAAUUAUUAGUUUCUGGUAUCAGCAGCAACACAAUUGUUGAAAUAAUAAGCACCUAUUACAUGUCAGUGUUCCUGAACAAUAUUUCAACUGGCGGUCUUAGUCUUUUUGGUCCUUUAUUCUGUAGGAAAUGGGGUGAUAGGGUAGCCUUUUGGUUAAAGCGUUUGCUCAUCACAUCAAAGAUCUUGGUUUCGAUUCCCCACAAUGUUUGAAACCCAUUUCUGGUGUUCCCUGCCGUGAUAUUGCUGGAAUAUUGCUAAGAGUGGUGUAAAACCAUCCUCACUCACUUGUAAAUGAUUUGGCUGAUCAGGUUUAGAAUGUCAACACAACCAUAAAAAAAUAUAUCUAUACAUACAGAAAUUCAGUAUAUGUUUCGGAUACUGAUUUGCACAAAGAAGAUAAUGUGGAUUGGUUUGAGAUGUACAGUGUACACUAUCAGUUAGGUACACUCUGUUAUAUAUGCAUAGAUCUAGAUGAAGGAAAUGUGUCUUUAUACAGGUCGAAUCUCACUGUUGAUGUUAGUUGACAAGCCAUUAUGUAUAAUAAUUUUGUGUUUAAGGAGCUUACAAUUGUUGAUGUUUAAGAGCUAAUUUAUAAUAUUAGUGCCAAAUUAAUUACCUCGGGUUUUUUAGACAAAUCAAACAGUACAAAUAAGAACUGUCUGGUCUUGAGAUUCUGUAAAUGAAGGAAGUAAACAUAUUGUACACGUAUUGGUAUUGCCAGAUGAAUGCAUUUGAGGAAAGGAAUCACAUGUUUUGCAGGAUCUUGUCACACUAUUUAUAACACUUUAUAUUUGAGUUGAAGUUGAUGUGUUAUGUGGUAUGGAAUUUGAAAUGUAUAGUUCAUAUGGUAUUCACCACAAUGUAGUUAUAUGAAAGAUACGAAAGCUUGAGUUAUGUUCAGGGAAAUCCAUUGACUGGAUGGUAUUUUGUUCUCUAUUGUUAAGUGGAUGUUUUUUAUUUGACUGAUUUCAUAUCCCUUUUCAUGAAACCAUUGACUAGAUGAUUCUAUUAUGAGUGAGUGUUACAACUACCUGUGACGUGAGUUAAUACUAGUCUUCAUGAGAAGAGAUUUUGUUAAGGGUGAACUUCAAAAUGUGUCAUAGUCAGUUAGAUAUGUACAUCAGGAUAAAUAAAGUGUCAUUUACACAGUA